UCUAUUUGAAAAUGUCAUCUAUUUCUUUGAACUUAGUGGAAUUAAUGCAUAGGUAUAAGAUUUCAGUGCUUCUAAAAACUUAAUCAUGGAAUAUAAACUGAGUAAUAUAUCCGUCUGGGAACGUUAUAAUGAUAGUGAUCUUUUAUUGUUUAAAACAUUUGCACCACAUUUAACUAUAGUGGAAAGAGCAAAUUUUCCAUUAUGGGCUAUACUUGGAUUGCCUGGAAGUAUAUUCAGCAUCAUUGUAUGGAGUAGUCGUCCAAUGAGACGUGGUGGUAGUGCUGCAGCAGCAGUUUAUCAAGCUAGUCUUGGUGUUGUGGAUUUAUGUUUUUUUAUUAUACAUUUGAAUUGGUAUUUACAUGUGGCAUGGCAACUCGGUGUACUUGAUCAUCCGGUAAUUUGUGAAACAUUCCCUGUUAUAAAUUAUUUAAUACAAUAUCUAAGUCCUACGCUGGCAUUUACAUUCACAUUAGAAAGAUAUUUAGCAAUAUGUCAUCCAUUCCGUUCACAAAGAAGUCUAAUGCGUUCUACAGUAAAAAGUGCUUUUAAAUUUAUUGGAAUUAUGUUUACAUUUUGUUUAAUCACAGCUAGUGUACAAGCAUUUGUGUAUGCUUAUAAUCAUGGUGUAUGUACCACUAGACCAUCAGUUGAAGAUCCUAAUUCUAUUGGAUUUAGUUUAUACACAAAUUGGACUUUUAUCACUGAAUCAUUAUAUUUCUUUUGUUUGCCAAUUACUUGUCUUGUAUUAAAUAUACUGGUUAUUGGAGUUUUACGCCAAAGUAUUAAAUCAAAACGAAAUAAUUUAAUUGUAACAACAUCUAUAAAUGGCAAUUCAAAUACAAAUAGUGAUGGUAAUCAAAUUGCUCAGCCAAUAAGUAAAGGAGCACGUUCAAGUACAUUGACAUUGUUAUGUACAUCGUUUUAUCUUAUUAUUGCACAUUUGUCUGUAGCAAUCGCUGUUGUCAUUCAUAAACGAUUACCAACUGGUAAUGAAUAUUUAACUGAUGAACAAAUACGUAAUGAUCCUGGUUGGACAAUUUAUUUUCGUUUCUUCACUGUACGUGUAUUAAUUGAAUGUUUUGCAAUGACACAUUAUGCAGCAAAAUUUCCAAUAUAUUUAGCAACAAGUAAACAAUUUCGUCAAGAAUUUUGUCGACUAUUUCAAUUUUGUUGCAGAAAUCAAUCUUAUUUCUUACGAGAUACUGAUGCAGAUAUUGAUUUAAGUGUACACUUAUUAAAUGGUAAACGUUCAACUGGUAUGUAUAACAGUAAACAUUCAUUAAACCCUAUAGGUAAAAUAAAUUUUUCACAAAGAAAACUAAGAAAUUCUGCUGCAUCAUUCUCUUCAACAAAUGAAAAUUUAUUAACUACAAAAAUUCGACGACGUCCAUCACCUGGUCUAAGUCGUACUGUACUAGGUGUAGAUGGACAACGUGUAAAAGUUCAGUCAAGUAUUUCUUUGGUUGUUUAAUCAAUAAAAAACUCUUUGAGUAUUGAAAUCAUUAUUAUUAUUAUCUACUUCAAAUGAAACCAGAAAAUCAAACAUUAAUAUGCAUUAAAAAUGUCAUUACUUUCAAUUAAAACAAAACUAUUCAUUUCACUUUCAACGGUGUAUUUUUAUAAAUAUAUAUUAUGAUCUAUGGUUGAAUAUUUAUUAUUUUUAUAAUUCUUGUAAAAAUAUUGUCUGCCGUGGAUAUGAAUACUUUAUUAAUUCAAAAGAACUAUUUGUUUUUCUAAUCUACUCAUUUUACAAACAUAAAAUCCUAUGACCUGAUGAUAUUCUACGACUGUUCAUUUGAAACAUUUGAAACAUCCUUUUCAUAUAGAUCACAAUAAAACUAAUCAUUUUUUCAAAAUUGAUUCCAAUCGAUACACAUGAAUGUGUUGGAAAUAUGGCGAAGGAUAUUUAUUAUGCUGUGUUUUACUAUUCAGCGAAUUUAUUUGCCAUACUAUCUAUAAUUAUUGAAUGCGCUGUAUUGUAUUGUAUUGUUAACCACAGAAUAAUGCAUAAAUAAGUAAAUAGUAAAUAAAAAAAAAUGAAUAAUUUUCUUUUCAUUCAUAUGUUCAUAAAUUAUAAAUAAAUGUGUUCUAAAAGGAUGUUAACAUGAUCGAUAUUCUCUUGUGAAGACUAUGAAAACUGACCAAAGUUUUGCAUCAAAGCUGAUAAUCAAAGCGAUGCUUGUAAAAUCUGACCUAA
Schistosoma turkestanicum is the source of this 2197-nucleotide messenger RNA. NCBI's taxonomy places the organism in Eukaryota, Metazoa, Platyhelminthes, Trematoda, Strigeidida, Schistosomatidae. The record is from the annotation of a GenBank genome assembly.